Molecule: messenger RNA, 1792 nt
Organism: Cynara cardunculus var. scolymus (artichoke)
Lineage: Eukaryota; Viridiplantae; Streptophyta; Magnoliopsida; Asterales; Asteraceae
Product: phosphatidylinositol glycan anchor biosynthesis class U protein-like
Exons: 14
Coding region: 119-1534 (471 amino acids)
Biological process (GO): protein localization to cell surface; attachment of GPI anchor to protein
Cellular component (GO): GPI-anchor transamidase complex; membrane
Source: RefSeq, a predicted model, not a curated record
UGGCAAGCGAUUAGAAUGCGGGAAGUGCUCUUAAUAGAAACGACGUCGUCAGACAGGCAGAAAGGAAAACACAAAGCCUACCGGUCCACCGUUCUUCGAUCGGAAACAAGCCCCAAAAAUGGAGAAAUCAACGAAGAAGCAGCCAUGGUUUUGGACCUCCGCCGUAGCUUCAAUAAUAACACGAUUAGUACUCAUCAUCUAUUUCCCCAAUACUCUCAACUUCUCCUCUCGUCCCGAAAUCUCCACCCCGCUCACCAGCAUUCGCCGCCUGGCGGAAGGUUAUUGGCUAAAGCAGUCUUCGAUGUCGCCUUAUGCUGGUUCAAUGUACCAUGGAUCUCCUCUUUUAUUAUCGAUACUUGGUCCUCUUACCAUUGAUAGAGGUGAAGGGCAGCGAAGCCAUCUAUUAUUCAGUCUGGCAUUUGUUGUUGCAGAUUUCAUCACUGCAAUGCUUAUACGGUCAAUUGGUCAGCUUCUUCAAAUAGCCGAUAGCCAGAGUCUGAAAUCGUUAGGAGCUGGUAGACUUUUGAAAGUUUCAGAAAAUUUUCCGUCUGGUGAUAUAGCUGCCCUUGUGUACUUAUGGAAUCCUUUGACGAUCAUCACCUGUUUGGGGUAUUCAACGGCACCAAUUGAAAAUCUUAUGAUUGUUUUGUCUCUGUAUGGAGCUUGCAAGAGACUGGUUCCCUUGGCCGCGUUUGGAUGGGUGAUAGCAUCUCAUUUGUCCCUCUAUCCUGCUAUUCUAGUCAUUCCCUUGGUUUUGUUAAUAGGUUCUGGUCUCGAUACACCACCAAGGAAACUAUUUGUGCAAAAUAAGUAUGGUGAUGAUCAAAAUGAACUCUCGAGUGAUACCCAUCGUAAGCAUAAGGGAACAACAAAUGGAACAUCAAAUCUGAUAGUUUUCUCGUGGAGACGAGUUGUUCUUUUCUUUUUCUGGGCUUCUGUUUGGGCAUUCUAUGUACUAGUUCUGUGUAGCAUUUCUCUUAAGGAGUUCAGUGGUCUUGGGGAGAUGUUUAAAAGAACGUACGGGUUUAUUCUCAGUGUAGAAGAUUUAUCUCCAAACAUCGGUCUCUUGUGGUACUUCUUUGCAGAAGUUUUCGAUUUUUUCAGAGAUUUCUUCCUGAUAGUAUUCCAUAUAAAUAUUCUUUUCAUGGUAUUGCCACUUGCUAUACGGCUACACCAUCGUCCUUGCUUUCUUGCAUUUGUCUACAUUGCAAUCUCUUCGGUCCUUAAAUCCUACCCUUCCGUUGGGGAUUCGGCUCUUUACUUGGGUCUGCUGGGCCUGUUUGUGAAUGCACUAGCUGAUAUGCAAUUCUCAUUUUUCCUUUUCUCUGGGUAUCUGGGGACUUUACUUCUUAGCCCAGUGAUGCACAACCUGUGGAUAUGGAGGGGAACGGGCAAUGCAAACUUUUACUUCGCUACUGCAAUGGCUUAUGCCUGCUUUCAGAUUAUCUUGGUGGUGGAGAGUGUGAGUUCGAUGCUGAGCCACGAUAGAGCUCUAAAGCAAGCUACUACACCCGUUUCAAAGAAGGUACUGUAGUACAAACUUCGGAUGCUAUACUCGAGAACUUGGAUAUACCACACAAACAAAAUCCCGAAAAAGCUCGUUUUCAAGAGGUAACGUACGGUUUCUUCUACCCGAUUUGAGAUUUUUUUGUCGACAUCUGGGUUCUAUAUCACAUUAUUAUGUUGUAUCGACAAAUUUGCCGUAAAUGAGUAGAAUGCAUUCAUCACAGUUAGAAGCAGUUUAUGAUUGUAAUCUUGUUUCAAGUUCAAAUUAGAUUCUUGGGGCACACUA